Molecule: messenger RNA, 669 nt
Organism: Fonsecaea multimorphosa CBS 102226
Lineage: Eukaryota; Fungi; Ascomycota; Eurotiomycetes; Chaetothyriales; Herpotrichiellaceae
Exons: 1
Coding region: 1-669 (222 amino acids)
Cellular component (GO): mitochondrion
Source: RefSeq, a predicted model, not a curated record
AUGUUGCAGCGCUCCUUAUUCAGACACAUUGCUCCUCCACGUCUCCGGAGUCCUCUUACCAGGCGUUGGCUGUCAGCGCACAAGGCAGAACCUCCCACCCCUCCACCUCCCAAGUCCAAGCCAGACGAGCAAGCUGCCCUAAGAAAUCGCUUCGACCGCUUCAUUGAACGCACCCCACGUUUUCUUCGACCUACAGUUACUGGGCUGCGACAAGCUCCGGUUUCGCAUAUUGCAGCAUUCAUUGUCCUUCAUGAACUGACUGCGGUCAUACCAUUAUUUGGGCUCGCAGGCGCUUUCCAUUACUGGCACUGGCUCCCUUCCUAUUUUGCUGAGGGAGCUUGGAUCUCUGCUGGUGUGGAGAAAUUUGCGCGAUAUUUCCGAAAAAAAGGCUGGAUCAAUGAAACAGACGAGAAGGAGAUUGAGCAGGAGACAAAGAAGGGCAAUGCAGGACGCUUUGAAAAUCACAAAGAAACAAGCUCGAAAUGGUUCAAUCGAGGAGAGAGUGCCACAAGAUGGGUGGUCGAGUUCGCGACAGCAUAUGCGUUGGUAAAAGCCCUGUUGCCUUUGCGUCUUCUGGUCAGCGUUUGGGGCUCGCCAUGGUUUGCGCGAAUUGCCAUCAUUCCCAUCGGCAAUGCCACAAAAUCAAUUUUUCGACGAUCCAAGUCAUGA